Molecule: messenger RNA, 1761 nt
Organism: Styela clava
Lineage: Eukaryota; Metazoa; Chordata; Ascidiacea; Stolidobranchia; Styelidae
Source: RefSeq, a predicted model, not a curated record
UUCGUUGUGAUUUUGUGUAUGUUUUCCCUUUGUAAAAUUGAAUUUUACGGAGCCCAAGGACAAAAUAUCGGCACAUUCUGGCAUAUCAGCGAUCAUCAUUUAGAUCCAUACUACACUGAAAAUGCUGAUGACCCAACAAAAGUUUGCCCAUCAUCUGAUGGAGCCGCUACAUUAGAUGCCGGGCCAUUAGGAGAUUAUAAGUGUGAUUCACCGUGGAAUCUCAUCAACUCUUCCGUUUACGCUAUGAAAAGAAUCAAACCGGAUCCAGAUUUUAUUUUAUGGACUGGAGACGACACAUUACAUACAAGUGAUGAAGAGAAGUACGUCCCGGCUCAUACAGUUGUUGAAAUUGUUGGCAAUAUAACUAUAUAUAAAGAAGUUUUUCCUAACACAAAAGUCUAUCCAGUUCUUGGCAAUCAUGAUAUGUAUCCAAAAAAUCAAAUGGCGCCUGGCGAAAACGAAAUCUUAUCUCAAAUUGCACAACUAUGGGAAGACUGGCUGACACCAGAGAGUUUCACGUCGUUUCAAAAAGAUGGAUUCUAUAAAGAAACGUUUGGAUCGAAAAAUCAACAUUUGCUUAUUGCGUUGAACAGUAAUUUUUGGUACAAAAGUAACAAAAAAGUUGACGGAACUGGAGAUCCAGGAGAUGAAUUUGCAUGGAUGGAAGAUUCGCUGAAUUCAGCUAAACAAAAUUCACAGAAGGUGAUUUUGGUUGGUCAUAUUCCUUCCGGAUACUUUGAGCACGCUGCAAUUGAACCUUGGUAUUGGCUAUAUCCGGAAUACAAUGAACGUUUCAACAACAUCAUACGAUCUUAUGCCGAUGUCAUUUCUGGGCAGUUCUUUGGACAUCAUCACACUGAUCAUUUCAAGAUUUUUAAGGAUGCAUCUGGCAAAGUGAUAUCGUCGGUAUUACUGACGCCUGGAAUUACUCCAUGGAUGACAACACUGCCUGGAGUUGACGACGGUGCAAACAAUCCUGGAAUUCGAUUAAUAGAGUACGACAGAGAUUCUCUGCAUCUCAAGGAUUACCAACAAUACUACUUGGAUUUAGCGAAGGCAAAUAAUGACUCGCAAUCCGAAGCAGCUGACAUGUGGGAACUCGAAUACACAGCGACAGAAGCCUUUAACAUCCCCGAUAUAUCUACUGUUUCUUGGGGAAACUUAGCAUUGAACAUGCGCUCAGGAUGCGAAUCUAUUAAAACAUCAUGUCCAGAAGUUUUCAACAAGUACUUCUUAUACAAUUCAGUUUCCUAUAACCUUAAAAAGUGUGAUGAAACAUGUCAAAAAUAUCAAUUAUGCGCCAUGACGGAAGUAGAUUUUGACGCAUACAAAAGUUGUCAAGACAACUGGGGAUCUUCAGCAACUAGUGCAAACCUGACGGAUAUGUUUUUGAUUUUAUUAGGGUUGGCUGUCUUGUUAAUUGUAUAAAACCACUGAAAUCAUACAAUCCAAGCAACAAUGCGUCUGCUUGUGUAUUCAAAUCUUGUUACGUCAUAACAGCUUUGUUUAAUUAAAUUACGUUGUAUAUAAUCGGACAGCAUACAGUUGCAAAACAAUAAUCGUAGCCGUAAGUAUAAUGUAUUACAAUCUAUGCUAGUACGAAUUUAUUGAAAUUAGUUGUCGCUCAUAGUAAUGCUUAGCGCUAUACAUUGCAGGUAUCUCAUAAAGCCUAUAUAUAUAAAGUAUCCGUCACUUAUAGUUCAUAUAGCAUUGUCUAAUUAUUAGAAUGUAAAUUAAAUGAACAUGAUGAUUUUGAGAAAA